AUGCCGGAAUCCGACGACGACUCCGACGACGAUGGAUUAUUCGGGCGAAGGAACACGACUUUAGAGGUGUCGUGGAGCGACGACGACGACGCGCUCGCCGGCGCGCGCGCGCCAGGGACGAAGAAAUCGACACCGUUGCGCGGAGCGCUCAAGUUGACUUCGGGAAAAGCGUCCUCGGACGACGACGACGACGACGACGCGCGCGCGUUCGAUGCGAAAAUCAGCGAAAUGAUCGCCACGGCCACCGACGGGUCGCCGCGCGGUUCGCCGUCGUCGGCGAAGAAGAGGGAGACGAAGAGGAGGGCGGCGGACGCGCGGUUCGCCGAGGCGACGGCGUCGCUUCCGCGGAGUAAAAAGAAUAAGAGCGACGAUGGAGGCGUGGGGUCGAGCGAUGCGACGCUGGAGAGCGUGCAAGCGUUGAAAAGCGCCUGCGAUGCGCUGGCGCAACGACCGCCGCCGGCGUACGUGCCGCGAGCGGUUGAGGCGCACGCGGUGGACGACGACGAGGACGACGAGGACGACGAGGACGUGCGAGAGGUGGUGAAUAACGGCGACAAGGACGGUGGCGUAGACGUGAUCGAGGGGAAUUUGAAUGAAGAGACUGGAAAUAUGAUAACUGUGAGUUUUCAGUUGCCGAAUGGUGACAAGUUUGAGCGGCGCGUGGGUGAGACGUGGACGUUUGCGAAAAUCGUCGGCGCUUGGCGCGAGUGCGCGGAGUGGUGCGAGAUGACGUGUUUGCUCGGUUCGGAACAACUCACGGUGGUAUGUGACGGUGACGUGGUCAGGGGGAACGAGACCCCGGAGACGUACGGAUUAGAAGAUGGCGACACGCUUGAUAUUAUCAAGCCGAAGUGA
Molecule: messenger RNA, 855 nt
Organism: Ostreococcus lucimarinus CCE9901
Lineage: Eukaryota; Viridiplantae; Chlorophyta; Mamiellophyceae; Mamiellales; Bathycoccaceae
Exons: 1
Coding region: 1-855 (284 amino acids)
Source: RefSeq, a predicted model, not a curated record